Molecule: messenger RNA, 2065 nt
Organism: Schizosaccharomyces octosporus yFS286
Lineage: Eukaryota; Fungi; Ascomycota; Schizosaccharomycetes; Schizosaccharomycetales; Schizosaccharomycetaceae
Exons: 4
Coding region: 535-1146 (203 amino acids)
Source: RefSeq, a predicted model, not a curated record
GCUUUAUGAAAUUGAAACAUGCGAAAGGCCAUUACCAAGAUUUUUUUUUAUUCCUAUCUUUGGUUUUAGACAGAUUUUACUCAAGGUAUUGAUUUUCUUUCGAAAUAAGGAACAAUUCCUUUUUUUUUUUAAAUCUCUGAAAGGUGGAACCAACUGUUAAGAACUUUUCUUGAUGAUUCUAGUUGAUUUUGAUUAGAUUGCAACUGCAGUUGUUAAUUUUGGAUUUAAUGUGGCAUUGUAACCAUGAAGAAUAAAUACACCUCUGUUUCAGACUCUGAAGAGUCCUUGAAAACGCUCACUGAUGAAAAGUCAGACACGCAUUCUGCAGAUGGCACGCCUCCUCCAUAUUCAGGUACGAUUAUUGAAAUAGAAAGGUAAUGGUGUUUGUUAUUGAGAGUUCUUACUGAGGAAUCCUAUUUUAAACUUGUCGACGAUUGUCAAUAAACAGGGCGAAUACCUUCAUUCUCUCGUAUACAACGAAAGACUCAGUUGCUAAUACAUUCAUUAGCUUCAAACAAAUUUAUCGAUUUAGAAAUGGCUGACGGUUCCGUUCAGAAUUCCGCCCAAGAAUCUGCUAAUAAUACUAGGUCGGACACUUCUGAAAAGAACAAGUUUCAAUGUCAUUUUUGGAGAGGAAUAGCGACUACUCAACUUCUUUUAUAUCAUUCUGUUUUUUUAAUCAUAGUCUUCGGUUACAAGAUUCCUCUGAAUACAGGUGUUUUUUAUGGGCUUGCUGGCGGUUCUAUUGGAUCCAUUAUUAUUUUCGUACUUGUAACCCUUAUAGCCUAUCCUGGAUGGUUCACCCAAGCUGGGUGCAACAUGUUUGUGGCAGUGAUAUAUACGGGUCUUCUGAAUGUCGUUGGUUUCGUAUUCUAUCGUAAUGUAAAGAAAAUAAUAGGAUUUGAAAAGAUGAACGAUAUUGCUUUCUAUGGUGUCUGCAUUGUUAACGUUGCCGUGUUUGUUUUAUUUUGGAGUACGACGGAUACGCGACAACUUCGAAUAUUCAUUGCUGAUUUAGGAAACGGCAUGGGAAACAGCAUAAGAAAUGCUGCGAAUUAUGUUCGACCGACAGAUCCAGAAAAUGAAGCAUCUCGUAACGAGGAAAUCGAGCUUCAACCUUUUGCUGGGCAAAGCGCUGAAGUUUGAGUUUUAACGAAUCUUCUCCAACCCUCCUCUAAAUCGCAUUUUCUUUAAAAGCAUCCAUAUCAAUUGCAAUCCCUCAAGUUUCUGCAUUCUUGUCCACAAAAGUAAGCACAGCUUCAUUCGGCAGGUUUGAUUGCUUUUCACGUUCACUCUUUUAUGGAUCUAAGAAUUCGUCUCGCAAUACUGUUAUUUAUGAAUCUUUCAAUCUCUUUGUGACGAACAUCCUUGUUAAAGCAACCUUUUUAAUGAUUAUUUAAUUGUUAUGAUGUUAAUUUUGCAAAAUAAUCAACCGAUUUCUAAUUCAAAGCUGGACAUAUUCAGAUUGGCCGUUUCAACUAAUGUAGUUUAAUAAUUUACUUCUCAAACUACAGCUUCGUCAACUGCUAUAAAUUCAGACAUUCAGUCUCAUACCUUAACGACAAUUUAGCACAAUGUGAAUAGCUAGAAAAGAGAAAAACAGUGUGCUUUAAUCUUUUAAGUAUCAAAACCAUCCUCUAUCAACUUUGUAAAAUCUGAGAUGAUGAAUACCCACUACAAAUACAAAUACCUUUAGUUACACAUUUUGAAUGUCUACGGCCACACCUAGGCGAAAACACCAGUUCCCGUCCGAUCACUGCAGUUAAGCGCCUGAGGGUCUCGUUAGUACUAUGGUUGGAGACAACAUGGGAAUCCGGGAUGCUGUAGGCUUUUCCUUCGUUCUUUCUGUUUUGCAGCUGCACUUCAAAAGUUUUUACGGUGUUACAAGAAAUUAUGAUCAAAACUCGUACACUUCACUUGACGCUUUGAAAUGCUUUUAUUUAUUUAUAAUUUUGUUUUAUUGUCUUACUAAUUUAGCAAUGAACUGAUACUCAAAAUAUCAAAUGGAAUUUCAUUUCUGAAAAAGAAUUAUAGGUAAUUAUUUAGUACAUAUUAGAUAGAGGUG